This is a messenger RNA of Fragaria vesca subsp. vesca, 1811 nucleotides long. Its product is annotated as glucose-1-phosphate adenylyltransferase large subunit 1, chloroplastic-like. Bases 41 to 1621 code for a protein of 526 amino acids. NCBI's taxonomy places the organism in Eukaryota, Viridiplantae, Streptophyta, Magnoliopsida, Rosales, Rosaceae. Gene Ontology annotation, molecular function: glucose-1-phosphate adenylyltransferase activity. Gene Ontology annotation, biological process: glycogen biosynthetic process. The transcript is spliced from 15 exons. The record is from RefSeq and is a predicted model, not a curated record.
CAAUCUUCUCCUUGUAUUUUCAAAUCCAAUAACACCAACUAUGGCAGUGUCGGCCGAUCAUUGCCGGAUUUCCCUCUCCGUGGCCAUCCAGUCACGUAGCAGUGUGGCGCUGGCGGGGAGGAACCCGAGGGGGCUUGUGAAAUUUUGCAAUGGAGAAGUGAUGGGGAAGAAGCUGCAGCUGAGUCAAGUUCAGCAAGGAGGUAGUAGCAUUAAGAAUAAGAAGAAUGGUCAUGUUUGUAAGUCUCUGCUUACUGCCGAUGUAGCUGGUGAGUCCAAGCUAAGGGACUUAGAUUUAGAGAGGCGAGACCCAAAGACCGUCGUUGCUAUCAUACUGGGAGGUGGAGCCGGUACUCGACUUUUCCCACUCACUAAACGGCGCGCAAAGCCCGCUGUCCCAAUAGGGGGAGCAUACAGACUUAUUGAUGUGCCAAUGAGCAACUGCAUCAACAGUGGAAUCAACAAAGUCUACAUUCUCACUCAGUUCAACUCAGCCUCACUUAACAGGCACAUUUCCCGCGCUUACAACUUUGGCAGCGGCACAACAUUUGGCGAUGGCUACGUAGAGGUGCUAGCUGCUACUCAAACUCCAGGAGAGUCAGGUAAGAAGUGGUUCCAGGGCACCGCAGACGCUGUUCGACAGUUCCAUUGGCUUUUUGAGGAUGCUAGAAGUAAAGACAUUGAGGAUGUCCUGAUUCUAUCAGGAGAUCACUUGUAUCGAAUGGACUACAUGGACUACAUUCAAAAUCACCGGCAAAGUGGUGCAGAUAUUACCAUUUCCUGUUUGCCAAUGGAUGACAGUCGAGCCUCAGAUUUUGGUUUGAUGAAGAUAGACAAGAAAGGAAAGGUCCUCUCCUUUAGCGAAAAGCCUAAAGGAAACGACCUGAAGGCAAUGGCAGUAGAUACAACAGUUUUGGGACUUUCUGUGGAGGAGGCACUAAAGAAGCCAUACAUUGCUUCGAUGGGAGUGUAUGUCUUCAAGAAGGAGAUACUUCUGAAUCUUCUAAGAUGGCGCUUCCCGACUGCAAAUGACUUUGGAUCAGAGAUCAUCCCAGCCUCAGCUAAUGAAUUUUUCAUUAAGGCUUAUCUGUUUAAUGAUUACUGGGAAGACAUCGGAACCAUCAGAUCCUUCUUUGAUGCAAACCUUGCCCUCACUGAGCAUCCAAACAAGUUUAGUUUCUAUGAUGCAGCAAAGCCAAUGUAUACUUCAAGAAGAAACUUACCUCCAUCAAAGAUUGACGGUAGCAAGAUUGUUGACUCCAUCAUAUCACAUGGAAGUUUCUUAACUGAUUGCCUUAUAGAGCACAGUGUUGUCGGUAUCAGAUCCCGGAUAAACACAAAUGUUCACCUAAAGGACACUGUGAUGCUUGGUGCUGAUUACUACGAAACCGAUUCUGAGGUGUUAUCACUGUUAGCUGAAGGAAGAGUUCCCGUUGGAAUAGGAGAGAACACAAAAAUCAAAGACUGCAUUAUCGACAAAAACGCUAGAAUCGGGAAGAAUGUUAUUAUUGCAAACACUGAGGGAGUACAGGAGGCUGAUAGAUCUUCAGAAGGCUUUUACAUCCGCUCUGGUGUAACUGUUAUAUUGAAAAAUUCAACCAUCGAAGAUGGACUUUCGAUCUAAAACAUCCUUCCAUCCUUUGUUUUUGCGUCUAUAUGGAUGGAACCAAAAGAGAUAAUGCAAUAUCAAUCACUAUAAACUACUCGUCUGAGUAGAGGAAGACACUUAUCAUGCUAAUGUGUAUAAACCUUGUUGUACAAGAAAUUCUGCCAUUUAAUUUUCCAGUGAUUCAUCAAAUCAAAGACUUGCACAA